CGUCUAUGUACAUAAAUCUGCCUCCAAAUCCCGCGGUCGUAGGUAUCUCUUCUUGCCCCUGCGGUGCAACCCUGCCACCACUGCCACUCCCAUCAGCUCGGGUCAUCCUCACUUGUGGAAAUGCUCGAGCAGCCUCAGGGAGGCCAGACUGGGGAAAAAAGGCCGGUGUGGCUGGGCUCGGCCUGGUGGGGCUGAGCAGGGGAGGGGGAGGCGCUGCGCCGCUCCCCGGCUCAUUCUGGGUAAAGGGUUGGUCUUUCUGAACCUCAGAAGGUGGUGGAACCACAUCCUGGUCACACCCGCCCACCCCUCGCCCUCUCCCUGCUCAGCCUGGCGCUGCCUUCCUAACCACCUACCCCGGCCGUGCGGGUUCCCAGAACCAGACCCUGCGCCAGCAGUGUCCUGGCUCCUCAGGGGGCGAGCACUGGAAGCCGGGGCCCAGGCCGCAGAGGUCCUUGGCCAGGGAUGUGUGGGUCCUGGUUGUGCUAGGAAGCUGCUAGCCGUCCGGUGUGGUGCCCGGAAGGCCUGGUCACGACAGUCCCCUGCCAGGCCACUGCUUCCUGUCUCAGAUGUCACCAGGUCCCCAGCACGGCACCCUCUUCUGGCAUGGCCUGGCCGCUGCUGCUCAUCUUCAUCGCUGUCCACCCAGGCGGCCCGCCCCACGCUGCUGCUGCGCGCCGGGCUCUUCGCCUUGGGCUUCCUGUCCGUGGCCCUGGGCAGCGUCCUGUGUCUCCAGGGCAGAGGUCACCGCCCCAGGGGGACACACCGCCGCGCAACCCCUCCGACAGCCUCUGAGAAGUGACCCCAGGUCCCUGCGACCCCUGGUUCUCUUCCAGCGACCCCAAUAAAUCCUGCCCGGCGCUACCUCC
Messenger RNA from Chinchilla lanigera (long-tailed chinchilla), 866 nucleotides. It is a transcript of the gene Ncr3, whose product is annotated as natural cytotoxicity triggering receptor 3. The record is from RefSeq and is a predicted model, not a curated record. NCBI's taxonomy places the organism in Eukaryota, Metazoa, Chordata, Mammalia, Rodentia, Chinchillidae. Gene Ontology annotation, biological process: immune response-activating cell surface receptor signaling pathway; positive regulation of natural killer cell mediated cytotoxicity; natural killer cell activation.